Molecule: messenger RNA, 1104 nt
Organism: Linum tenue
Lineage: Eukaryota; Viridiplantae; Streptophyta; Magnoliopsida; Malpighiales; Linaceae
Source: the annotation of a GenBank genome assembly
CAUGGAGACACAUAUAAUUGUGUGGAUUUUUACAAACAACCAGCAUUUGACCAUCCUUUAUUGAAGAAUCGUAGAUUUGAUUAUCAGGUAUGCUUUAAAGUAAGAGCAGCCGAAUCAGACUCAUUUGGUAGCGAACCCUCAGACAUAUGGUUAAAUGGUAAAGGAUGUCCAAUUGGAACAGUGCCAAUUAGAAAAACUACAAAAACGGAUUUACUCAAAGCAAAUUUAGAUGCUGCCGUUACAUCAAACGACAAUUCGGGCAUUCGUGUUGCGGUACUCAGGUCUACUGGGGACAAAAGAUAUCGUGGAGCUGGAAUGUACACUAGUGUAUAUAAUCAUGACGUUCAAGGCAAUCAAUACACUUCUAGUCGUUUCAAAUUGAAUAAUGGUCCUGAUAGUAUUGCAGUUGGAUGGGUAGUUAAUCCGAGCCUGUACCAUGAUACAAACACUCGACUUUUCAUCUACACAAUUACAAAGGAUGUGCAUUGCUACAACACCUACUGCCCUGGAUUUGUGGUGACGAAUCAUGAAAUACCAUUGGAUGUUAUACUUUCUCCUGUUUCCAGACGAGGUGGACCAAUAUAUGAAAUAAAAUUCUUUAUUAUGAAGGAUCAUUACAGUGGAGAUUGGGUUCUCAUGUUUGGAAAUCAUGAUAAGGUUUUGGGAUUUUGGCCGAGGGACAUUUUCACUGGAUUAGCAGGUUUUGCUAACUACGCGGAAUGGGGAGGAGAAAUUUACAGUCCUCCGGGUACUGUCACUCCACGAAUGGGAUCUGGUUGCCGACCUUAUGGAGACCCAAAGCUCGAUGGUUAUGCUAGAACAAUCACUAUUGUAGAUGAAAAUGAGAAGAUUGAUUAUGAUCCCGCGGAUUGUAAAAUCUAUCAAAAUGAUAGAGUACACUAUGGCGCGAUUGAUAAAGGAAAUGUUGGGGGUACUUGGAACCGCCUUAUCGAGUUUGGCGGGAAUAGCUUGAUGUAUAAUCCAAAUCUUCCUUAUGCUUGUUGAGAGCCAAUUAGCAACUUUUUUGUUAGGAAAAUAUUAAUAAAAGUUUGUUUCCUCUUUUAAAGUUUGCGUUACGAGUGCACAAGAUGUUUGAUUUUCGAU